This is a messenger RNA of Exophiala oligosperma, 1308 nucleotides long. RefSeq lists its product as hypothetical. The transcript is spliced from 3 exons. The record is from RefSeq and is a predicted model, not a curated record. The coding region runs from base 38 to 745 and encodes 235 amino acids. NCBI's taxonomy places the organism in Eukaryota, Fungi, Ascomycota, Eurotiomycetes, Chaetothyriales, Herpotrichiellaceae. Gene Ontology annotation, molecular function: oxidoreductase activity.
UGAAAGCUCAUUGUCAAAUCACACACCUGUACAGUCAAUGCACAAAACUCUCAGGCCACUAUCAACACUGUCAUCCCACGCCUCCACCACCUCCCGACUUGCGUCCCUCCAACACCACAUCUCCCCACUCUCUUCCUCCGCUGCGCCCAAGAUGCCUCUCAUACCUUCCACGAUGUCGAGCAACAAACCUCGAGUGAUUCUAGGUCUGAUGACCUUUGGCCCUCCGGGCACCGAGUCUAAAGGCGGCCGAAUCACCAAACUAGACGACUACAACAAGUGCCUCGACUACCUCCAGCAACAAGGGUACAACGAGGUCGACACGGCGCGGGCCUACAUCGGCGGCCAGCAAGAGGGCUUCACGGCACAGGCGAAAUGGCAGGACCGUGGCCUCACCCUCGCCACGAAAUGCUACCCCGUCAAUCCUGGAGACCACUCGCCGGAGAAGCUGCGCGCCAGUCUGGAGAAGAGUCUGCAAGAGUUGGGUACCAAAUGCGUGGAUAUCUUCUACCUGCACGCGCCGGACCGGAGUGUGCCGUUUGAAAAGACGAUGGAGGCGUGCAACGAGCUAUUCAAGGAAGGCAAGUUUGUCAAGUUGGGAUUGAGUAACUUUGCCGCUUGGGAGGUCAGUGAGUGUUGGAACAUUGCGAAUGAGAGGGGCUGGGUCAAGCCCAGCAUUUACCAAGCCAUGUACAAUGCCAUCACAAGGGAUAUUGAAAAGGAGUUGAUACCUUGUUGUCGAAAGUGAGUUGGCCGGGAGGGCCCUCUUCAGAGUAUAUGGCUGACUAUGCAACAAGGUAUGGAAUCGACCUGGUUGUUUAUAAUCCGCUAGCUGGAGGUGUCUUCAGCGGCAAGUACAAGUCGAAAGAAGAAGUCCCGACUGAGGGGCGAUUCGCCAAUGUUUCAAACGCUGGCAAGAUGUACCGACAACGUUACUUCCACGACACGACGUUCGAUGCGCUCUCGCAUAUCGAGCCCGUCGUCAAAAAGGCAGGUCUCACCCUUCUUGAAACAGCCCUAAGAUGGUGCGUGCACCACUCGAAACUGCAGCUCGGAGACAAGGGCAACGACGGCAUCAUUAUUGGCGUCAGCAGCCAAAGUCAACUCGAGACCAAUCUGGCCGACCUAGAAAAAGGCCCACUGCCAGAGGAAGUGGUCAAGGCUAUAGACGAGGCUUGGGAAAUGUUUGCUUACAAGGGACCUUCGUAUUGGCGAUGAAUUAUAGGUUAGUAUGAAAAGAACGGAAAAGCGCCAAUGGAUUUGUCAACACAAUAUUUGCUCUAGCUGUCAUUCAUGUACAGAAAAUAAAAC